Messenger RNA from Moneuplotes crassus, 670 nucleotides. The record is from the annotation of a GenBank genome assembly. Lineage: Eukaryota; Ciliophora; Spirotrichea; Euplotida; Euplotidae.
AAUUCAUUGAUACAAACUAAGAUGAGUGAACUUUUUAGAGAGAAUACAAAUCUUGUAAAGUCCAAAUACUUUGAUAAGGAAGGAGAAACUGAAGAAUCAGAGUAUCAAAACAAUCUUCAAGGAACUUGUACAGUCUAUGUUGGGUAUUUGUACCCCGGAACUAGAGAGUCUCAAAUCCAUCACUUUUUCAGUAUAUGUGGGCCUAUCUCCAAUAUCAUUAUGUCCAAACACAAGAAGGAGAAGAAGCCAUGCGGAUUUUGCUUUAUAGUCUUUCAUAAUCAUGAGAGUGCAGUCCGUGCAGUAGAGCAACUAAAUAGAGCCAAGCUGGACAGGAGAACCAUCAAAGUUGAUUAUGAUGUAGGCUUCAAGGAAGGCAGAGAGUAUGGCAGAGGAGAUCUUGGAGGCCAGAAAUAUGAUGAUUACGAUGAAGAGGGCUUGAAGAAACCAGUUCCAGUUGAAGAGGACAUGGGAGAAGGCGAAGGAGGAGAUGGAGACACUAAAGAUGAAGCAAGCGAGCCUAGUGGUGAAAAUGCUCCAGGAGGAGAGUGGAAAGUAGAAGGUGGCUCCUGGGACGAUAGUGAGCAAGCGAAUCCUACCCCUCCAGGAGAUGACUGUGGAGGCUGGUAAAUCUUAAGAGGCAAACAUCAGUUCAAUAAUUAGUGAAUAAUUA